UUUCACAGGGGGGUAUACACCCCCUGCGAUAUUGGGAGUAAGAUCAUCCUCUCCACCCAGGAAAUGACUAACAAGGUCACGGGGGGAUGUACUCUCCCUGCGAUAUUGGGAGUAAUGUCGUCCUCCCGAAACCUGGAUGUUAGCAAUGACAUCACAGAGGGGGUGUACACACCCUGCCACAUUGGAAGUAAUAUAAUCCUCUCCCCAUCUGGGUACUGGGAAAGAUAUCACAGCGUGGAGGAUCCAGAACUGCAGCCGGUCCUCGCUUUGCUGUCCCUGUCCCUGUCCAUGUAUCUGGUCACGGUGUUGAGGAACCUGCUCAGCAUCCUGGCUGUCAGCUCUGACUCCCCCCUCCACACCCCCAAGUACUUCUUCCUCUCCAACAUGUGCUGGGCUGACAUCGGUUUCACCUCGGCCACGGUUCCCAAGAUGAUUGUGGACAUGCCGGCGCAUAGCAGAGUCAUCUCUCAUGCAGUCUGCCUGACACAGAUUUCCUUCUUUCUCCUUUUUGCAUGUAUAGAAGGCAUGCUCCUGACUGUAAUGGCCUAUGACUGCUUUCUAGCCAUCUGUUGCCCUCUGCACUACCCAGUCAUCGUGAAUCCUCACCUCUGUGUCUUCUUCGUUUUGGUGUCCUUUUUCCUUAGCCUGUUGGAUUCCCAGCUGCACAGUUGGAUUGUGUUACAAUUCACCAGCAUCAAGAAUGUGGAAAUCUCUAAUUCUGUCUGUGACCCCUCUCAUCUUCUCAAACUUGCUUGUUCUGACAGCGUCAUCAAUAGCAUAUUCAUAUAUUUUGAUAGUACUAUGUUUGGUUUUCUUCCCAUUUCCGGGAUCCUUUUGUCUUACUAUAAAAUUUUCCCCUCCAUUCUAAGGAUGUCAUCGUCAGAUGGGAAGUAUAAAGCCUUCUCCACCUAUGGCUCUCACCUAGCCGCUGUUUGCUGAUUUUAUGGAGCAGGCAUUGGCAUGUACCUGGCUUCAGCUGUGUCACCACCCCCCAGGAAUGGUGUGGUGGCAUCAGUGAUGUACGCUGUGGUCACCCUCAUGCUGAACCUUUUCAUCUACAGCCUGAGAAACAGGGACAUACAAAGUGCCCUGCGGAGGC
Messenger RNA from Pan troglodytes (chimpanzee), 1099 nucleotides. RefSeq names its product olfactory receptor 7E24-like. NCBI's taxonomy places the organism in Eukaryota, Metazoa, Chordata, Mammalia, Primates, Hominidae. The record is from RefSeq and is a predicted model, not a curated record. Gene Ontology annotation, cellular component: membrane. Gene Ontology annotation, molecular function: olfactory receptor activity. Gene Ontology annotation, biological process: G protein-coupled receptor signaling pathway. Bases 64 to 939 code for a protein of 291 amino acids. The transcript has 2 exons.